AAAACAAAUUUCACCAGAUUGUGUCAAUAGUUCUCAGUUGAUCAAACUAUACCCAAUGCUUAAAUGGGUUUCCGACUUUUCUUUAGUUUUUUGAUGUUAAUUUCGUUGGAAUUUUCAUAUUUUGUUUUACUAGAAACAUGUCCAACGCAGGAAGGCCAAACUUCAAUUACGGAAUUGAGGACUAAAAUUUCCUUGGAAUCCAUUGACAACCAGAGUGCCUUAGGUGUGGAUAGUCAAAGUCAUUCUGUGGAAAACAAAUUAAGACAAUUGCGUUCUACAUCGGCUGAAGAAGAAAAUUCUGGAGAACAGAAAGGACCAGUCGAGGAUAUAGCAGCAAUAAAACAAAUUGUCGAUCUUCUGAGAAAUGUUGGCCAAAGAGUCAUACCUAUUGUAAUGCAAGGUGCAUCAGUAUUGAACAAUCUUCUUUCAAAUUUGGAUGCAUAAAUG
This is a messenger RNA of Episyrphus balteatus (marmalade hoverfly), 447 nucleotides long. RefSeq lists its product as uncharacterized. The transcript has 3 exons. The record is from RefSeq and is a predicted model, not a curated record. Lineage: Eukaryota; Metazoa; Arthropoda; Insecta; Diptera; Syrphidae. The coding region runs from base 64 to 444 and encodes 126 amino acids.